Messenger RNA from Thecamonas trahens ATCC 50062, 7847 nucleotides. RefSeq lists its product as uncharacterized. The transcript is spliced from 2 exons. Gene Ontology annotation, molecular function: actin binding. The coding region runs from base 1464 to 7829 and encodes 2121 amino acids. Gene Ontology annotation, biological process: cell-cell adhesion. The record is from RefSeq and is a predicted model, not a curated record. Gene Ontology annotation, cellular component: plasma membrane. NCBI's taxonomy places the organism in Eukaryota, Apusomonadida, Apusomonadidae.
CUCCAAUCCUCCUCAACGACCAUGUCUACCUCGUUCGGCGCUGGGCUCAACCUCCAGGCUUCGCUGUUCCAAGAGGUCGACCCUGUGGCGACGUCGGGCGCCUCGCUGACCAUCAAGAUCACAGUCGAGUUUACUGACCCCAAGACCAAGGCCAUUAACUCGCGGACAAAGUCUAUGAAGUUUGAUAAUACGACGUACGUGCACGACGCUUGCGUGGCGAUUGCGGCGAACUUUGGCCUCGAGCACUCGCCAGACAAGGGCAUGUACUUUCUCUCGGGCCACGAUCUGACCAAGUGCUACUGGCUGGACCCGACCAAGACGCUGCGGUACUACGACAUUCACAACCUCGACGAGGUGGUGUACAAGUCGCGCAACCGGCCGCUGCGGGUGUACCUCAUGGACGGCUCGCGCAAGGUGGUCAUGAUCGACGACUCGCACGUUGUGUCGCAGAUUGUGGAGACCAUCUGCGCGCGGCAGGGCAUUUCCAAGCCCGAAGAGUUCUCGCUGCAGCUCUUUGACGAGGAGGCCGACGAGGAGACGCGCAAGGCGCGCGAGAAGGCGGCCAAGGCGGCCGGCGAUGACGAGUGGCUUCGCGGCAACGCAACGCUCCACGAGCAAGCCGUGCCGGACACGUCUGCGGUGCUUCUCAAGAAGAAGUUCUUCUUCUUUGACGCCGACGUGGACACGUCGGACCCGCAGACACUCAACCUGCUGUACGAGCAGCUCCGCGAUGACAUUGUCAACGGGCGGCUUGUAGUGCGGCAGGACGAGGCGGUUAUGUUUGCCGCGCUCAUGUGCCAGAUCAUUCUUGGCGACCACGACCCGUCACGGCACAACAAGAAGACCACGUCGGUCAUCUCGUACCUGCCGAAGGAGUUCCGCAAGGUCAAGCGGAUCGACCGGCUUGUCUUUGCCGAGCACAAGAAGCUGCUGCGGAUGUCGGGCCACGACGCCAAGUUCCGAUUCAUCCAGCUCGCGCGGUCGCUCGAGACGUUUGGCGUCACGGUCUUCCACGCGCAGGAGCCCAAGCUCGACAAAAAGGGCAAGGUGACCAAGAAGUUUGAGCCGGUCCUCCUCGGCAUUUCCAAGUCGCACCUGUUCCGGCUCGACCCGAUCAGCAAGAUCCCGCGCGAGGAGCCGUUUGCGCUCACCCAGCUCCGCCGGUGGGCGCCGUCCAAGUCGUCGAUCACGCUCGACUACGGUGACCACAAGAACGAGUACUACACGGUGCUGACGGACGAGGGCGAUGCCAUUUCGGCGCUCAUUGCCGGCUACAUCGACAUCAUUCUCUCGCAGCGGCGCGACCGCGCGCGCGACCUCGAGGAAGACGAGCAGCGCGCUAUCGAGGAGGAGAUGAUCACGCCGGCGCGGGCGUCGGGCGUGGCGCGGCUCUCCAAUCCGCGGCGGACCAUGACGUCGUCGUCGGUCGCCGCGCCGGGGCGUCGCGCCACCCGCGUCCGGGCAUGUCGGGUCUCGACGGCGCAAGCGACCAGCGCAGGCUCUCCAUUUCGACGGUGACUGACCUCGACGCCGAGCUCCGCCGCUGCGCUCAGGUCCUCUCCUCGUCCAAUGUGGGCGCGUCGGCCAUGUCGGCCGACACCUCGGGUGGCAGCGAGAUGGAUCUCGACGCGCUGCCGGACGAGCUCAAGGCGACGAACCUGCAGAACGCGCGCGACAUGCUCGCCGACAUCCUCGGCGACCUCUCGACUGAGACUGCCCUCGCGCUCGACUCGGCGCUGGCUGCAGGCGCCGGGCCGGGCUCGGCCUCCAAGACCGACCUCACGGUAUCGGCGCAGCGGCUGGUCCAGCUCAACGACGAGCUCAACGACGCGGUGCGCAACGCGGCGCGGCUGAUGGAGGCGUCGAACGAAGACAACGACGGCCUGCUCGAGGCGUCGGCCCAGGUCUCGGCUCAGCUCUCGUCGAUGCUCAACCUCGCGACGCUCUCGCUCGACGACGCGCCGGGCGCAGGCGGCCUGGACCUCGACUCGCUGCUCUCAGCGGCCCAGGAUCUGGGCGUCGCGUUCAACGGCCUGCUCGGCGCCGGCGGCGUGCCGGACGCCAAUCCACUCUCACUUGACUCACUUCUCGAUGCGGCGUCUGCGGUCCGGACCGCGCUUGACGAGCUGGCGGCGCCGUUUGACAGCGCGCUCGAGUCGUCGGCCGAGGUUGACUCGGCUGAGAAGGAGAAGCUCGUGUCAGCGCGCGUCAAGCUCGACGCCGACGCUGCCGCCAUGCACGGCGCGAUUGCGGCUUCGGGCGCGACAGUGCUCGACCCGCAGAACCAGGGCAAGCUCAAGGACCGUGCGCUCGGUCUCAAGACCUCGCUCAACCAGCUGCUCACGCUAGCCGACAUGGCUGGGCUCGACGAGCUCGGGCUCGGCAACCUGAAGGCGGCGGCCGAGGCGGUGGCGCUGGCCAUCAAGGACCUUGCCGGCUCGAUCGACACCGUCUCGGACAACAUCGACCGGACCGAGGCCAUUGUGCGGGCGGCGUCCGAGCUUGACGCUGCGGUGGUCCUUGUCGUCAACGCUGCAUCGUCCAAGCAGGCACUCGGAGGUGCCAAGGCCGCGGCAACGGCCGGCGUGGCGCUCGCCGACCUGGCCGAGGCCGAGGCUGAGGCCGAGACUUUUGCCGGCUUUAAGGAUCCGCUCGUAGCCGACAACGAGGCACUCCGGGCAGCGCUGGCAAGCCUCAACCAGGCGGCGCGCGAGGUCAAAAAGUCACCCGAGUCCAAGGAGGCCAACGACGCGCUUCGUGCUGCGGCCAACGGUCUCGCCGAGCACGCUGCGGCGAUCUCGGGGGCGCGUGCUCGCAAGCGCACGCUCUUCAACCUCUCGCGGGCGGCCAAGUCGUCGGCAGCGGCGACGGCGGCGAUGGUCGACGCAGUCGAUGUCGCUGGCGAGUCGUCCAACUCGUCGGCCGAGGGCCGGGCGCGGCGCGACGCCGAAAAGGCCGCGGCGCCCAACGCAGCGCUCGACGCGGCGGCGAUCAAGUUCUCGAUCGAGCCGACGAGCCUCGAGAACCAGAAAGACCUGCUGGCGGCGGCCAAGAAGGCCGCACCACCGACAUCGCGGGCGGUGCUCUCUGCCAAGGGCGCGGCGCCAGCGUUUGAGGACCCGACGGACGAGGAGGCGGUGGCUGGCGCAGCGCGCCACGCCGGACAGGCGCAUUCGGCGCUGGUGGCGGCGUACAAGGCUGCGCGCGAGGCGUGCUGGGACCUCGAGGUCGACGCGGCGCUGGCCAAGAUUAAGGCCGAGCGCAGCGAGGUGGUUGGCGCCAAGAGCAAGGCUGCGAGCGGGGAGCUUGCGCCCGAGUCGGAGUUCAUCACGGUCGACUCGGCGUCGUCCGAGCUGCAGUACGCGAUGCAGGCGCUUGCCGAGACUGGUGACAACAUUGUGCACGCACACGCGAACCUCGCGCCGGAAGAUGUGGGCGCGGCGGCCAAGGAUGCGGCCUCGAAUGCGUCGAUGCUCGCCGGGGCGGCAGUCAACCUUGCGGCGCUGGCUCAGGGCGAGGCUGCAGCGGAUGCGCAGGGUGCCAAUCUCGACGCGACGGCGGCGGUGCUCAAGAGUCUCGGGCUGCUGCUUGCCGGCGUGCGAAAGGCGAGCUCGGACCCGAGCGCGGCGGCGGCGCUCAAGGCGGCCAACGCGCAGCUGAAGGCCGAUGUCGACACGCUGACUGAAGCGCUUCCUGGCGUGGGCGACUGCCUACGGACUGAGCGGGUCAUUGCGGCGCGUGCGGCGCAGUUGGAUCUCGCCAACCUGCCGCCGGCGCCGCCGUCACUCGACGGGCUCUCGGACUCGGUUCUGGGAGCGGCACGGGCGCUUGCUGCGGCGCUGGCCAAACUGCCGUCGGCGACGCUGUCGGACGCGGCCGAUGAGCUUGCGGGUGCAGCCGAAAAGGUAGAGGGUGCGUACGGUAUGCUGCAGGAUGCGGUGGAGACUGCUGCGGCAGGACUCUCGCUGCCGUCGUCGCAGGCGGCGCUUGUGGGCGCGACGGCCGAGGUGGCUAGCGCGGCGCAGGCGCUUAUGGCGACGGCGCGGGCAGCUGCCGGCGACGCCGAUGACACCGAAGCGCCAGCCAAGCUUGCGUCGGCCAACGAGGCAGCGGCGACAGCGGUGGCACACCUUGUUGCCACUGUCGAGUCGUCGUCGUCCGAGACCGAGUCUGAGUUUGACGCGGUGGUGGCGGCCAUUAUGGCGGCUGUCACUGAGCACUUGUCUGAUGCCGAGGGCGCAAGCAGCAGCUCGGGUGCGAGCUCGCUCGCAGAAGCGCUGGCGACGCUGAGCGCGCAGGCCGAAGCAGCGCGGGCGGCGGCGGCGGCGCUGGCCAAGGCUGCCAAGGCCGGUAAGGACGGCGACGAGCUGACGGCCCAGGCCCAGGCUGUGGGUGAGAGCGUGGUGAGCCUCGCGGCGGCGACAUCGAGCGCAGCGAGCGCAGUGACGAGCGGGAGCGGGAGCGGGAGCGGGAGCGCCGCCGUGCCAGCCGAUGGACCGGUGUUCCCGUUCAAGCCGUACGCGGCCAAGUGCGAGGGCAUCGAGACUGGGACCAAGGCGAUGAUGAAGCUGAAGAAGCCAAAAGCGAUGAUCAAGGCUGCAGCUGCGGUUGCCAAAGUCUCGGUCGGGCUGGAGAAGGCGGCGCGGAAGGCGGCCAAGGAGCUUGUGACGAGCCACGGCAAGGCGCUGGACAAAGGAAGCCUCAAGAGCGCCAAGGCGGUGCUUGGGUCGCUCGACAAGCUCAAGGCGGCCAACAAGGCGCUCGCCGAGGCGGCGGCCGGAGGCGUGGCAUCUGCCGAGGACGCAGCGGCGCUGGUGAAGGCGACCAAGGCGAUCCGGGCAGCCGAGCGCGAGUUUGCACAGGCGGCACAGGCGCUUGAGGCCUCACUCGCGCCUGCAGGCGCGAGUGGAGGCGGAAGUGCAAGCGGAGGCGGAAGUGCGAGUGCGAGCGCGAGUGCCAGCGCCAGCGAGAUGGUUGCGGCUGCGACGGCGGUGGCUGAGGCAGCGACGCAGGAGGUUUCUGCGGCCAAGGUACUUGCCAAGGGCUCGUCGUCUGCGGGUGCGGCGUCCAAGUCGCUGGUGGCGUCUGCGGCCAAGUCUGUGGCGUCUGCGUCGGAGAAGCUCGAGGCUGCGGCGCGGAACGCGAGCCCUGGGGCGCGCGAGAGCCAGGACGCGAUGGCGCGGAUGGGCGCGGUGGCGGAGGAUCUCGAGGAGACGACGAUGGCGGCGUCGAUCGGUGAGCUGGAGACGUCGUCGAAGCUCUCGCUGGCCAAGGCCUCGUCACGGGUUGUGGAGCUUGCCAACGAGCUGGAGCUCAAGGCCGGACAGCUGCGCGCGGCGGUGGCCGACGGCGCCAGCGGCGAAGAUGUUGGGCAGCGGGCCGAGGCUCUGGCGGCGCUGGUGGAGGAGCUUGCGCCUGUGGCCAAGGCGGCGGCGGCCAAGACUGACGACUCGGAGGUGCAAGCUUCGAUGCUGAGCGCGGCGGCAGCGCUCGCGCAGGAGCUGGUGCCGCUUGUGGCCGAGGCGAGCAAGGGGAGCGGGGAGGCGAAUGCCAAGACGCUCAAGGCAGCGGUGGCGGCGGUGGAGGAGGCCGGCGUGGCGCUCAAGGGCGCGGUGGGCGAGGCGUCGAGCGCCGGAUCGGCGAACGACAACCUGUCUGCGGCGGCGGAGCUUGUGGAGACGGCGGCGGCGCGGAGCGUGGGCAUCCAGCUCGAAGGCGGAGCAGCGCCAGCACGCGACAAGUCGAUGGCGUACGGCGACUACCAGCGGGCGAUCAAGAGCAGCGGGAAGAAGGUUGCGUCGGGCGUGCUUCACCUCGGCAAGGCAGCGAAGAAGGGCCAGGGCAAGAAGCUGACGUCGAUCGGGACGCAGGUUGCGGCGCUCUUCCCGGAGCUCCUUGCGGCUGUGGCGGCUGCGGCGCCGAUGAGCUCCAAGAGCCAAAAGCUGCUCGAGUCCGGAGCUGGGCUCGCGGCGCUGGUGGCGGACGCACUGCGGUCUGCGGCGGCGAUUGCGGAAGGUAGCGCGGACGCCAACGCCGGGGCGGCGCUCUCCAAGACGUGCGCGAGCAAGGUCGCCAAGGGCGUGAGCGCGCUACUGGCGACGGCCAAGGCCGAGGCGUCUGCGGACCGCGAGGCGGAGGAGGCGGCGAUUGCGAUCGAGGACGCACUCGGCGACCUCGACACGCUCACGUUUAUGGCGACGAGCGGGCAGUUGAAGAACUCGGACAGCGCCAACUACUCGGACUUCCAGGGCGCGAUCGAGACGGAUGCGGCCAAGAUCGGCAAGGCUCUGACCAAGGUGAAGAAGGAGGCAGGUGAGGGCAAUGCGGACGGAACGGGUGCGGCGGCCAAGAAGCUUGCGAGCGCUGUGGGCGGGCUGUUUGAGCGGCUUGAGCUCGCGCUGCCGACGCUGCCGGACCUUGGGGCGCAGCAGGCGCUCCUGGACGCUGCGCGCAACCUGGUGGAGGCGCUCUCUGCGCUGACAGGUGACGCGGUGGAGCUUGCGGGUGCGCCGGACGACAACGAGCUCGGCGAGCGGGUGAAUGACGAGGCCAAGGCUGCGCUCAAGGGCGUCAAGAUCCUGCUCAAGACCAACGAGGGCGUGGAGGAGAUGGCGACGUCUGGGCGCAAGGCGCUCAAGUCUGCGAUUUCCGUCAUCGAGCAGGCGCUCGGCUCGCUCGACGCGUCCGAGGCUGUGCCGGACGGGGCCAAGCCGUCUGUGAGCCCGGACGAGAUUGCGGACGAGGCGUCGGGCAUUUCCAAAGCGUCGACCAAGGUCCUUGUGGCGGCGAAAAAGUCGAAGGACAAGAUGGGCGAUGUUGCGACGGAGCUUGCGCGCAACCUGGUGGGCUUUGUGAUGAAGUGCAAGGAUGGGGCGGUGGCGGCGACACCCGAGGCGCGGGCGGCGUUCUACGAUGCGGUCAAGGGCGGGAUCGGGCACGUGGUGACGAUGCUGAGUGUGCUCAAGGCCGCCGGGUCUGACCUCAAGAAGAACCGCGCGGCACAGAAGAAGCUCCGGUCGGCAAGCUCCAAGGUGGCGGAAGGCAUUGCGGAGAUCUCGACGGCGGCGUCGUUCCUGGCCGGCGACGGCGAGAUGGACGAGACAUCGGCGGCACUGAAGGAGUCUGCGAGUGCGAUCGACGCUACUGCGAAGAAGCUUAACAAGCUGCGGCCGAAGCGCGGGCCAGACCGCGACACGCUCUCGUUCGAGGAGAGCGUGGUGGAGGCGUGCAAGACGAUCAUGGCUGCGGCGGCGACGCUGGUGAAGCGGUCUGUAGUGGUGCAGAAGGAGGUACUCGCCAAGGUGGCCGAGGGUGUGGAGGCCGGCUCGCCGUACAUGGUCGGCUCAGACUUUGAAGAGGGCCUCAUCUCGGGCGCGCAGCGUGUGCAGGCCGAGUGCAAGCAGCUGGUCGAGGUGGCCGGCGAGAUCAUUGCCGGCAAGCACAAGGACCCGCAUCUUGUGAUCAAGGCGGCGUGCAAGGGCGUGGUGACGUCGACGGUCCACCUCACGACGGCCGGGCAGGUCAAGGCCGGUGACUCGAAGCCGCAGGCGGCGAUGAAGUCGGCGGGCAAGGACGUCAAGUCUGCGGCCAAGUCGCUUGUCGAGAUUGCCGACGCCAACCGCAGGAGCGCCGCUGGCGACGACGGCUCGGACUCGGACAUUGAGCUCGCCGACGGCGAGGUCAUGGCCAAGCGCGAGGAGAUGGAGUCGCAGCUCGCGAUUCUGCAGGCGCAGGCCGAGCUCGAGAAGGCGCGGCGGCGCAAGGAGAAGCUGGCGCGGGCGCGGGCCAAGCGGCGGCGCGAGAAGGCCAAGGCUGCGGCAGGCAAGUGAAGACACAAGCAGUGGCGA